ACAGGACUCAGAGGAGCUACAACUGGCUCUGUCAAUGAACAGUGACAAGGUGUUGUUCUUUGGGUUUUUCUCCUCCCUCUCUCGCCUUCCGGGAACACUAAUUGGCCACAUGCAGAGUAAUGUGACCAAUCGAAUCAUCCUCGGCAGAGAGCCGGAGCUGCAGAUCGGAAGAGCAGAGCGUUGGGCUCAGUCCGGCUCCCACGCCGAAGAGUUCCUGGGGUGACACUUUCUUUUUCCUCCCUUUACCUCAGGAAUACCUCGGGAUUUACCCCCCAUCUUCUCAUCCCAAGGAUUUGGUAGUUUUCCCGCCCCUGGCCUCGCCUCCUGCCCGCCCUCGGAUCAGCGCUCGGGUGAAAAGGGCACCAUCAGAGGGGUGAUCGCUGGCCCUGGUGCUACACUACGAUACCUUCAUCCUGACCUGCCCACUUGCCUCCCCUCGACCCCUCACCUCCCUGUAACCAUGACAACCAAAACGACCAAUGACCUGGACGGGAACAAGGUCUCCUCCUCCCCUCUCCUGUUGUCCACAUCAUCCCCGUCCUACCUGUCUUGCCAGCGUCUGGUGACCAAGGACGGUCACUGCGCCCUGCGCUCCGCCCCUCCCUCUCCUGGCCUGUGGCCCUCCUGGGCCUCGGCCUCUGCCUGGGUGCUAGCCCUACAGGACCUGUGGGGGGCAGUGGUGUGCCUGCGCUGGCGCUGGGUCCUCUUGGCCUUCUGCACCUCCUUUGUGGCCCACUGGCUGCUGUUCGCCUGCCUGUGGUACCUACUGGCCCACCUCAAUGGAGACCUGGCGGUGGAGGACCACGACGCUCCUCCAGAGGGACACGUGGUGUGUGUCAAACACAUCACCAGCUUCACCGCAGCCUUCUCCUUCUCCCUGGAGACCCAGCUGACCAUUGGGUACGGCACCAUGUUCCCCAGUGGGGACUGUCCCAGCGCUAUAGCCCUGCUGGCGGUUCAGAUGCUGCUGGGGCUCAUGCUGGAAGCCUUCAUCACAGGUGCGUUUGUGGCUAAGAUCGCCCGUCCCCAGAAACGUGCCGGGGCCAUCCAGUUCAGCCCCCAGGCGGUGGUGGGUCAGCACCAGGGCCAGCUCUGCCUCAUGUUCCGGGCCACCAACCUUCUGCGCCGCCCCCUGGUGGACGUGGAGGUCAGUGCCGUCCUGUAUGAAGAGAGAGACGACCAGGUCCUGCACCAGACCAACCUGGACUUCCAGCUGGACCGGCUGGGCCCCCGCCCCUGUCCAUUCUUCAUCUUCCCCCUCACCUUCUACCACAUCCUGGACCGCCACAGCCCCCUUUACCCAGCCCUGCGUGAGGGCAGCGCCAGCCACUUUGAGCUAGUGGUGUUUCUCUCCGCCUCACAGGAGGGCACGGGCGACGCCUGCCAGAAAAGAACGUCCUACCUGCGCCAGGAGAUCCAGUUUGAGCGGCGCUUCGUGCCCGCCAUGGGGCUGGACAAGCAUGGCAGGUACCAGUGGUUUGCAGAAGAGGAUGUCUUCCUUAAUUGACUCCCCAUAAACGUAACGGACAUAUACCAGGAGCUGUGCCAGGCCCGCCACGUCUGUUGACUCAUCCAGCUGUAACGCAUAUAAUUCACUGGCUUGUAUGCAAGCAGUAAUUGUUUCAAACCAUCUCCUGCAAUGUCACUGAUACGUCGUGAAACAGUGUUGGUUGAUGAAGGCAUUGUCUGUAUAGUUUUUGUUGGCCUUUUCCCCAGCAUUGUCCCAGCCAUAUCUGCGGCAGCAGGAAGAAUUAAGUCUUCCACAAUAGUAUGGGGCUUGCCUGUCCUAGCCAUUCAGUAGCUCACCAUAUAAGACGCUUCUAGCCCCUUCUUAUUAAUGGUAUCUGUUGCUUUUAUACGUCUUACUACUCGAAAGUUGUCUUUAUUCUCGCUCAAAAAACUCCCGUGGAUUAUUUUUCAAAUGGUCAUGUUCCAUUUCUAAAUGCCUGUGCAAGAGUGAAGGUUUCUCGCGAGAGAGUAACGGUUAACGUGAUUGGAUGUUAAUUAUUUGACUAGGCUACCUGUACUUGACGUUGUGUUGUUAUUUCGCUGAACAUUAGAUGGUUUAAUUAGAUUUUUGGCAGUGAAACGAGGCUACUCAGGCGAGAAAAAGAAUUCACCCAAAUGUAUAGCCCCGUUGGAAAAUAUAAAUGUACUGGGAAUCACAUUUUUAUUUGGCGUACCCCCGACGGCAUUGCACGUACCCCAGUUUGGGAAUACCUGGUCUAGUGGAAUAAAGAAUACUAGAUUGUAGAACAUGUUCUAGCUACCUGAGAACUCUAGAACCAACAGUUACAUUCACUGCCAUGAAGGAUGAUAUUCCACAAUCAAUAACACUACGCUGCUAUGGAAUACACUCUGGCUGCAUUUACACAGGCAGCCAAAAUCUGAUCUUCUGUCCAAUUAUUUGCAAAAGAGAUUUUCGUGGUAAUAUUUUAAAAAUAAUUAUCAGAAUUCGGCUGUCUGUGUAAACGCAGCCUCUGUAAUGUAGAUGAUCCCACUUUGAAAGGUGACAACUCAAUGUCUUCAAUAAUUUUAAGCUGAGGUAUCAUGCGUUAGAAGAUAUCAGUUCAUUUAACUGCAAAUGUAUUACAUUACUGCCUUAAAUGUUUGAGAAAUCUUCACUGAAAUCAGUGUGUGUCUAUUUACGCCAAAUAUUAGCCAAAGAUGAAAUGUAAUACUAUGUUAUACAUUGAUUACACAUGUUCAAUAUGUAAAAUGCUAUGGCUUUAGAUUGAGCACUUUAGUGAUAGGCUAAACAUUUGGAGAAAGAUAUAAGUAGAUCAUCUUUAUAUUUUCCCUUUGAAUUUAUGUAAAGACAAAAAUCACUAUUACAUCAUGCAUGUAUGUAUGCAUUUUGAGUCAACAGCAAAACACAAAGAUUAAAGAGUAAAUGGAAAUAAUGUUAUGGAAAGAAAGAGAGAUGAAAUCUUAUUGUAUCAUAAUACAUGUUCCAAUGGCUUGUACAGUGUACAUUACAUGUAAUAAAAUAAUAUUUUCUGAACAAUUCAAA
This is a messenger RNA of Salmo salar (Atlantic salmon), 3013 nucleotides long. NCBI's taxonomy places the organism in Eukaryota, Metazoa, Chordata, Actinopteri, Salmoniformes, Salmonidae. The record is from RefSeq and is a predicted model, not a curated record.